GCGCGAGCCCGCGGGGGAGGCAGCGGAGAAGCCGGGCUGCGGCGGCUGUGGGACGGCGCUCCGCCCUCUCCUCACGGCGGCCGCCGCCGCCCCCGAACCUCUCUGGGAGGGACCCGUGUCCCCGCCUGCCGCGUUGCCAGUCCGACCCUCGGGCCGCCGCGGAGCACCCGGCACUGCGCCGCGCAGACCUCGGCAGGUGCGGUGACGAGGCGCCGUGCGGCGCUCCGACUCCCGAGCCCGCGCCCCGCGGCCCCGCUGCCCGCGCUCCCGAGGGCCGGCCCCCGACGAGGCGGCCGCCGGCCCGGCGCUCAGCAUGAACCGCGGCCACCGGCACGGGGUGAGCAGCGGCUGCCUGGGCACCAUGGAGGUGAAGAGCAAGUUUGGAGCCGAGUUUCGUCGGUUUUCACUGGAAAGAUCCAAGCCCGGAAAAUUUGAGGAGUUUUAUGGACUGCUGCAACAUGUUCACAAGAUCCCCAACGUUGACGUGCUGGUGGGCUACGCAGACAUCCAUGGGGACCUGCUGCCCAUAAACAAUGACGACAACUACCACAAGGCGGUUUCCACCGCCAAUCCGCUGCUCAGGAUUUUCAUACAGAAGAAGGAAGAAGCUGACUACAGUGCCUUUGGUACAGACACCCUCAUCAGGAAGAAGAACGUGCUGAGCAAUGUGCUGCGUCCUGACAACCACAGGAAGAAGCCCCACAUCGUCAUCAGCAUGCCCCAGGACUUCCGGCCAGUGUCGUCCAUCAUAGAUGUGGACAUCCUCCCGGAGACCCACAGAAGGGUCCGGCUGUACAAGUAUGGCACAGAGAAGCCCCUGGGCUUCUACAUCCGCGACGGCUCCAGUGUCCGGGUGACACCACACGGCUUAGAGAAAGUCCCCGGGAUCUUCAUAUCCCGGCUUGUCCCCGGGGGUCUGGCCCAGAGCACGGGACUGCUAGCCGUCAAUGAUGAGGUUUUAGAAGUAAACGGUAUAGAGGUGUCGGGGAAGAGCCUGGACCAAGUGACCGACAUGAUGAUAGCCAACAGCCGCAACCUCAUCAUCACCGUGCGGCCAGCUAACCAGAGGAACAACGUGGUGAGGAACAGUCGCACUUCCGGCAGCUCCAGCCAGUCCACCGACAACAGCCUCCUGGGCUACCCACAGCAGGUGGAAGCCAGCUUUGAGCCAGAGGACCAGGACAGCGAUGAGGACGACAUCAUCAUUGAAGACAGUGGCGAGCCACAGCAGAUCCCAAAGGCUGCCCCGGAUGCCCAGAGCCUGGAGUCCCUGACGCAGAUAGAGCUCAGCUUCGAGGCGGGGCAGAACGGGUUCUCUCCUCCACAGGACCCGGUGCCUGUGCCCGGCAGCCUGGACACAGAGUUGGGACCCCGCGCUCCGGGCCAGAGGCUUUUAGAGGAAGAUGGAACGAUCAUAACGUUGUGAGCCCACCACGUGUGUUUCCACGCACUGUAAGUGUGACACAAGACUGUCACCGUGGAGCAGGCCUCAGUGUCCACGGGCGAGCCUAAAGUGUGGCUGGGGCGGGGUGACUGCCGCCGGACUGCGACGACGCAGGCGCGAGGCCUUUGCUGCUCUCUGUGACACUGGAUGCUGCUCCUGCCUGGGGUCCUGCUGCAGUCUUUGCACGUGCCCUGCAGAGCUGUCCUCUUGUCCUCUGUGAAGUCUAAUGUCUCCUUUUCUGCUGGGGACCUCACUCAGUUCUUGGCUUCCCAGCAUUUAUAUACUCUGACCUUUAACAGUGCUCCUCUGUUAAGUGUGACUGAUUGUUUUUUCAUGUGCAGUUUUUGUUCUGUUUUCCUGUUUUUGAAGACUUUAACUAGCUGGUCAUGUAUAGAGCUGCUCCCACUGUCCCGCCCUGGAGCACCCCCUUGUCUCCAUCCUGUGCUUCAGAGUUUCAGGGUGCCUCAGUCCUACCGACUGCCCCUUAGCUUCCGUACCCCCAGUCCAGUGGAGAUUGUCCCUGCAUGUACGUGUGCGCGUGUGUGAGUGCAUGCGUGUGUGUGCGCGUAUGUGUGCGCGUGUGCAUUUGCGUGCAUGUGUGCGCGUGCGUAUGUGUGUGUGCAUGUGUGUGUGCGCGUGCGCAUGCGUGUGUGCGCGUGUUGUGCAGUUAGUGUGCUCCGCACUCUUCCAGUGUACCAGGCAGUGUGGAUCAUGUUGAAUAAAAAGGACCCCAGGUUGAGAGACUAACAAACAGGACAGAUGUGCACUUUUAUACAAAAGAUGGAGUUUUUCUUCCUGGGGAUCCUAGGGUGCUGCCUGCACUUCAGGAAGUCUGUGUCAAGUUCGCCACCCGAAGGGGUGUUAAUUAUAUGGGUUAUUUAUUCUCUUCUGCAUCCAUUCAGGAGGAGGGAACAGCAGCUAUCCCCCUCCCCUGAUGCCACCGUGUUGCAUGCACAGGCACCGAGAUCCACGUGUGUGGACUCACUCUUCCCAAGUUCCCAGGAGGACAGUUAUUUAUUACUUAACCUUAUGGUGGGGCAAGUGUAGACACUCACAGUUGUGUACCAUUACAACAGCGAAGACUCCGAUGACUCCAAGGUGAAGGACGCAUUUUCUCUACAGCAAGAGCCGGCAGAAAUGAAGUCUUGAUCCAGUGAGGGGAGCUGGACUCAGUCAGUGCUGAACAUGUUCUUUGCAGACGCCCAGCCGAGGCUGGGCGCAGCGACCCAGUGACUUCGUGUCGAAUUCACGAGUUCUUCCUCUCGCACAGCACCGCUUGCUGACAGCAUCCUGGCUCUCACACCGUGCGUGAGUUCGCAGUGUGGUUCUCAGGUGGAAAGUAGCGCUAGGUGUAGAAGGCUCAGUUGUACUCGAGCUAAGUGGCACACAGGCUCAACAUUGUACGUACAAAUACUCCCAUGCACUACCUCUCUUCUCUCUCUUUUUUAACAGAGUUUUAACAUUAGAGCUUUUCUCUUGGGGGAAAACUUCAGGGCUUGACUUUUGUACAAAUUUUAACUGUAAAACACAGAUUUAUCUUCUGUCUGAAAAUGGAGAGCAAAGCUGCUGGCGCCUGUCUUAACGUAAGGACGAUAGUGUUUGCGCCAAGGUGUCGCUGAUGAAGUGAGUGAGACUGGGCUGUGGGGGUCCAGUCCCGGUGGCUCGGUUCUUACGCACCUGAUGACGAGAACCUGAGCCUUAGCAGCUUAGCCUGCACUCCGUUGUAGUGAACGUCAAGCCUCACUGUGAACUCUUCUGUCCUUGUCACCUGUGUCAAUAAGACGCUGUGCUGUGUGAACCAUGAAUUUUCUAAUUAAAUUUUACAUGCUAUAACAUGA
Messenger RNA from Mesocricetus auratus (golden hamster), 3282 nucleotides. RefSeq names its product par-6 family cell polarity regulator beta (gene Pard6b). The record is from RefSeq and is a predicted model, not a curated record. Bases 314 to 1426 code for a protein of 370 amino acids. Gene Ontology annotation, cellular component: nucleus; cell cortex; apical plasma membrane. The transcript is spliced from 3 exons. Gene Ontology annotation, biological process: establishment or maintenance of cell polarity; centrosome cycle; regulation of cellular localization. NCBI's taxonomy places the organism in Eukaryota, Metazoa, Chordata, Mammalia, Rodentia, Cricetidae. Gene Ontology annotation, molecular function: protein kinase C binding.